UUGAAGUGUAUUUCUUCGAUGCAAUGGCAUUUUUGAGGAAUUUGCCGAGACGCGGAAAACCAUCCAUCAUGGAUCUCACUUGUGGUCGUUGCCACUUCAAAAUAGAUGCCAAAGAGGGCAUGCAACUAUUUCUCAGGCGGCACAUGCCUGACGCCGGUGAAUUUGCCAGGACAGGUUUGAACAGCGUUCCAUGGGGCAACAGAAAACAAGUUGGAAUCUACGAUCCUGGUCGAUUUGCGCCUCCAUCGCGACAGGUGCGAGAAGUCUUGGUCGGUGGCAAAAUUGGCUGUCCCCGAUGUGGUGCGGUGGAAUGGAGAGCUUUACAAUGAGCUGUGCAUAGCUGGCUAUCUAGUUGUCAAUACAGACCCGGAACCGAAGAGUUCGUCAAAGGCGACAUGGAAAACAUGGAGUUCCCAAACUGUUGC
Molecule: messenger RNA, 425 nt
Organism: Cladocopium goreaui
Lineage: Eukaryota; Dinophyceae; Suessiales; Symbiodiniaceae
Source: the annotation of a GenBank genome assembly